This is a messenger RNA of Pseudopipra pipra, 1702 nucleotides long. RefSeq names its product XRCC1 N-terminal domain containing 1, N-terminal like (gene XNDC1N). The record is from RefSeq and is a predicted model, not a curated record. The transcript is spliced from 9 exons. Gene Ontology annotation, biological process: base-excision repair; single strand break repair. NCBI's taxonomy places the organism in Eukaryota, Metazoa, Chordata, Aves, Passeriformes, Pipridae. The coding region runs from base 200 to 1381 and encodes 393 amino acids. Gene Ontology annotation, cellular component: nucleus. Gene Ontology annotation, molecular function: damaged DNA binding.
ACGCCGCCCGCGCGGGGCCCUGCGCGGCCCGCAGACUACGAGUCCCGUCAGGCCCCGCGGCCGGGCCGGGCUGGGGCCGGCGGGGAGCGGGAGGCGGGGCCGUGCGGUUCGGGCGGGAGAUUCGGGCUCUGGGAUCGGCACUGGAGGGAUCUGAGGGGAAUGUGUGUCCUAGCAGGACACUGACUCUAGAGGAUCCCGAAUGGCUCCAGUUAAAAUCAGCUACGUGGUGUCCUUCUCCUCACAGGACCCCAAGUACCCAGCAGAGAACCUGCUGAGUGAGGGCAGCGUCCGGCCCUGGCUCGGCUGCCCCCAGGACCGCAGCGCACGGCUGAGCGUGGAGCUGCAGCUGGAAAGAGCCAGUCCCAUCGGCUACGUGGACAUUGGGAACUACGGCUGCGCCUUCCUGCAGAUCGAGGUGGGACGUUCCUCGUGGCCACGUGACCAGCCCUACCUCACCUUGGUGCCCACCGUCACGCUGAUGACACCAGAAGACUCAAAGCUGGGCCGGAAUCGCUGCGGGGUCCGGAUGUUUAAGGAAGACUUCCCGGUGCCGGCGGUAGGGCAGCUCUGGGACCGCCUGCGGCUCACCUGCAGCCAGCCCUUCAGCCCGCACAGCCGCUUCGGGCUCUCCUUCAUCCGCCUGCGCACGCCACAGGAGCAGGAGCCUGAGCCCCCCCGGCCACCCCUGGGCCCGCGGGGCCUGGAGCCCCUCGAGGUGCCGCCUCGGAGCCCAGAGCCCUGGCUGGCCCCUCCUGCGAACCUGACCCUCCCUGUCCCCAGGAGACCCAGUGCAGAGGAGCAGCUGAGGAGCCGCCUGUGGCAGCUGGAAGGGGGUGCUGGGAGCCCGGCCUGCCUCAGCCGCCCGGCCCGGCUGGUGCUGUUGGCAGCGCGGAGUCGGGCACCGAGGCCGGGGGGGGACCCAGAGCUGCUGGCCGAGGACCUGGGACGUCCCAUGGUGCCAGAGGGCUCUGCACAGGACAUCCCUGCAGCCUCCCCAAGCACCUGCAAGCAGCCAGACAGGUGCCGCGCUCCCAGCCCUGCUGGCAGGGCUCCAGCUGCUGCCUCAAGGCCACCCAUGGUCAGAGGAAGAGCCCAAACCCACGGCCACCGAGAGAGACGGGCCAGGAGGAGGGGCAGGGGACAGGCCAGCGGUGACAGGGAGACGGGCGUCUGCCCCAUCUGCUCAGGCCGCUUCCUCCUGGAUGUGCUCCCCACGCACGCCUCCCACUGCGGGGAAGAGCCCCCUGCAGCCUGGCCCUCCUUGUCCCCUGACACCUGGGUGUCCUGUCCCAUUUGCCAGCUGCCUUUCAGCAUGGCAGAGGUGGAGCAGCAUGCCAGCACCUGUGGUGAGACGCUGUCCUCAUCCCAGCACCUGCAGUAGGACAGCAGAGCUGGGGACAAACCCUGUGUCACCACCCCCCGGGGGCUGAAGCCACAGUGCUGGACCCAGCUGUGGUGCAAGGAGCGAGGGGCAGAGACGCAGCAGCCCCAGGACGUUUGUGGCAAGACUGGUGGGGUGGAUGGAGAAGGUGUUUCCAGCCCCUUGGCCGGGUUUGGGGGGGGGUGGCUUAAGGGGCCUGAAACACUGUAAUGGCAGGAGUUGCUGCUGGAGAAGAAUAAAUUAAAGGAAAGAAGGAGGGGAGAGAGAAAUGCUCUGUGACUGCCCCGUGCCACAGCAGGUUCCCUGGGUGAGCAUUCUGCC